AUAGUUUGGUGAAGCUGUUCGACAGGUUCGACUCAAAAUGUAGGGCCAUAGUUCUUAGAAACAUCUGUGUGUAUGGACUGGGAGAUAUACCGAUUUCUCUCUACUGUGACAUGUUUUGGAAUUUAUUUCAACCACGUACAAUGUUCUUAUGGAUACUUGUUACGUGUUUAGUCGGAGUGUAUUGUCAAGAAUUUUGUAAUGUUGAACAGUAUGCCAAUACUUGUCAAUAUGCUUGUCGUUGUAGUGGUACAUGUCAAGCAGAUGGAAAUUGUAAUGGAGCCGCUUGUAAAGAAGGAUGGUUUGGUCUAGCUUGUCAGUACAAGGAUAUUGGAAUCGAUGGAUUUAUAACAUCAAGUGCCGCUUUUUUACUAUCUAAUUCAAGAAAUAAAUAUUGCCGGAGCUCUAAUGGUCUAAAUUAUGUGGCAUUGACAUGGAGAGAAGAUAUUGCUUUUACCUGGUUAAGAAUCAAAACAUUUAAUAGAGUUACUUUUACAAAUGUCAGCCUCAGUUUUGCUUACGAUACAGACAUAUAUUCGCUAUGUAAGAAUACUACAGUAUUUAUUCUUGAUGAAACCACCUUAGACAUUAAAUGUGAGGUUCAGAAUCCUAUAAGAGCAUUAAAGCUAGAAGGUGACAUUGUUGACAAAAUGUGCUCUAUUUAUAUCAGUGGAGGCAGGAACAUUGCUCUUUAUGGAAAUACUAUGGAAUCUUCCAGCUUAGGUCCCUAUAAAGCAUAUUUUGCUGUUGAUGGUCUAGUAAUGAAUAGUUGUUUAUAUGGUGGUUGUAGUCAUACAAAUGAUGACAAGCCCUUUUGGUCUGUCCAAUUUGAUCAAGAUUAUAACAUUAAUAAAUUUGUUAUAUAUAACAGAAAGGAUGGCGUGCAAAAUCGGCUAAAAGGUUUCAAUCUGUCUGUACAUAUAAACAACACCUUUGUACACUACUACACAGAGAAGUCAGGAACAGCCUUUAAAUAUGUCUACUCUGUAUUGUAUGUAAUAAAGAAUUAUAUUUCUGGAGCAAAAAUUACGCAGACAAAUAUAUAUAACAGUGAAACAAUACCAUAUGUAUCGUUAAAUGAGUUUGAAGCAUAUGGAGAGUGCAUUCCAGGGUCCUGGGGAUUAGCCUGUAAAAAUGCUUGCCCAUCGCCUUGCAGUACAUCUUGUCAUGUUGAUAAUGGAAACUGUAGUACUAUGUGUAUAGGUUACAAGAAUCCUCCUUUGUGCUCUGUCGAAUGUGCCUCUAAGACUUGGGGUGUAAACUGUUUAAAUAACUGCAACGAGUCUUGUCUGAACUCAGUUUGUGAUAAAAUAAAUGGAUUAUGUCUUGAUGGAUGUUUGGGAUAUCAAGACUUUCCGUAUUGCACUGAAACCUGUAAGAAAACGUAUGGUGUAAACUGUUCCAGCGCAUGUCCCAGUGAAUGUGAAAAAAAUACUUGCGAUUCUAAAACAGGGGAAUGUUUAAAUUGCAAGCCUGGCUUCAAAGGAUAUUAUUGUAACGAAACAUGUGACGAUUUCACGUUUGGUAAUAAAUGCUUAGAAAGAUGUUCGUCUACGUGUACAGACAAGAAGUGUAACUCUAUAACGGGGACAUGUUUUUCUUGCAUGGAUGGGUAUAUAGGUGCAUUCUGCAAGCAAAGUUGUGGAACUUCACUUUUUGGACAGAAUUGUCAACAUCGUUGUAGUAACUUAUGUGUAGAUAGUAAAUGUAACUUUACUGAUGGAGCAUGCUAUAACUGUACAAAAGGAAUGUUUGGAAAAUUUUGCAGUGCAAACUGUUCCAAUCAUUGCACGAAUGGAACAUGCGAUCCGAGAAGCGGAAAAUGCUUUGCUUGCAUAACAGGUUAUGAAGGGGAUACUUGCGAUACAGAGGUAAAGGCGGAUACCCAGGGUGCUAAUGAAACUCCCCUAGGUGCUAUCAUAGGGCCUAUAAUAGGAGGAGUAGCUUUGAUUCUGAUUAUAGUCUUGGCUAUAAUAUCAAUAAGGAGAAGAAAACGCCAUGAAAAACCAGUUGAACAACAAGCCCAGAUUUCUCCAGGACACGAUGUUGCCAGACACUCCACGCCGCUUGCUAAGGGAACAAGUUUUCAUUUCGUUGAUAAUAACAAACAGAAUACCAUAAACAAAUCCAGUCCACCAUUGCCAAAAGUGGCAGAAGCCUAUCAAAACCUGCAUCCUAAAGCAGAUGGCAAUACGUCAAUACCAGUUGAUAAGCUCUACUCGUUUAUGACAACGGUUUCCAGUGAUUUCUUAAUCAGUCAAUUUAAGACAUUACCAGAGAAUAGCAACGUCACAACAGAGGUCGGACUGCAAGCAGUCAACAAAAAUAAGAAUCGCUUUAAAAACAUUUGCCCCUAUGAUCAUUCAAGAGUCCAUCUUAAGAUCAACUCUGAAAAUAAUGAACAGGAUUAUAUUAACGCGUCAUACAUCAAGGGUUUCAACAAUGACGUCAAGUUCAUUGCUUCACAAGGGCCAAGUGAACACACAAUUAAAGAUUUUAUACGAAUGCUAUGGGAACAGAAUACAGAGAAAGUGGUGAUGCUUACUAACUUAAUUGAAGAUGGCAAGGUGAAAUGUGAAAAGUAUUGGCCGGACGACGAUACGAAGGCUUAUGGAGACAUUAAAGUCAAGUUAAUUUCAACACAAACGUAUGCUGAAUACACUAUUCGAAAACUAGAACUGUGCAAAAAAAGUCAGACAACUCAUCAAGUCACUCAGUUCCAUUUCACUUCCUGGCCUGACAAAAGUGUUCCUACAGCGUCAUGGAGUCUUGUCGACUUUGAGCAAAGAGUCUUUACAGUUCCUACUUCUGAACCUGUUGUGGUCCAUUGCAGCGCUGGAGUUGGCAGAACUGGGACAUUUAUAGCACUUCACAAUAUAAUGCAGCAAGCCGAGGCCACAGGCAAAGUGGAUUUUUUCAAUACAGUGAAUAACUUGAGAAAAGACAGAAUGUUUAUGGUCCAGACAGCAGAACAAUAUGAGUUUCUGCACAGAGCUGGACUAGCCGCCAUUGUGUGCAUGGGAACAACGGUCACGGCUGCGGCUUUUAUGCAGCGACUUAAACUUCUAGACGGGAAACCGUUGUCUAAACAGACGCCGUUGAAUGAAGAGUUUAAGGCUAUUUGUCAUGCAUGUGAAGUGAACCAAAGAAAAUUUGAAGCAUCGGAACAUCAAGAUAAUAUUUAUCAGAACCAAGAGAACGCAAUUAUAAGAUCAAAACAACGAUUCGCAGAUAUUACCGCUGAUGAUGUCUACAGACCCAGGUUGACUUGUUAUAGUACUGAGCUUAGUGAUUACAUCAACGCUGUUAUAUUACCGAGUUUUAGUCAUAAAGAUCAACAGAUUGUCAGUCAACUUCCAAUGCCAACUACAGUUUUAGACUUCUGGAGAUUAGUGACACAGUACAAUAUCACAUUAGUAGUUGCAUUUGAAGUGGAUGCCAUGGCUUCUGAUAAGACGUUUGAAAAGUAUCUACCUUCAAAGAAAGAUGAAGUCUGUGUCUGCUCUCCGUUUGAAAUUAAGUCUCUCUAUUUACAAGAGCAACAACUCUGGCAAGAACAGAAAUUAGUGGUCUCACUGGAUAAAAGCAGAUCUUAUCCAACUCUAAAACCAAUGGAUAAAGAUAGUCAUAGCCUAGUUCAUAUGAAAUGCAAGUUUAAAGAUUUGAAAUCAAGUAAAUUGCUAAGUUUUAUAACAGAGACAAGGCAACGCACUUCUCCUAAUGGAAGAAUACUGUAUAUAUGCAGGAAUGGAGCAACGUACAGUGGUCUCGCAUGUGUGCUGUCUCUACUUCUAGACAGAAUAGACCAUGACGCAUGUAUCACAGUACCACUAGUUGUUGGCUCUAUCAAAUCUGUUAGACCGGAAGUGAUUCCAACUCUGGAGCAAUACAAAUUACUACAUGAUAUCAUUGAAAAGUACAGCCAGAUAUCUAAUGAGUACACAAACCUCAAGGCAAAACAGAAUCCAAACAACGGUUCAGCUACGAAACCUGACGAGGAAGGGAAUAAAAUCUAUGCCAACUACUAAAUCUGAAACAUCAAUGUUUAAUCUACGACCCGUGGUCCUUAUAUGGCCCGUGGCAUGCUUUUAUCUGGACCCUCAAAAAAAGUCUUUCUACAGUACAUAAUGAAGAGAUAUAAUAUCGAUUCUAUUCGACUUAAUUUUUCUUCGAUGCGUGAAUAAUGUCUAAAAUUUGAAUGCCCCCCUCCACGGCCGAAAUACAUUUUGCAUAACUGAUCUAUAUACAUGUACACUAUUACAUUACAGACUUGAUAUUGUAAGCACUUAUUUUCUCAUCUAAUGUUUUUUUUUAACUUCGUUCCUUUAAUAAUUAUUUUAUAAUUAUUGUUUUCGAUUAAUGGCUAUGUUUUCAUAUAUUCUGCACACAUAUUUUAACUUUGAUAUUAAAAUGUUAAUUGUGUAUUAUAUUCCUAAAGAUUCAUUAGUACCCAUUUCAAACCUUGUGAUCUAUAGGAUCUUAAGCUCUGACUGGCACAUAUUAAAUUUGGGUAAAAUCAGGGGCAUACUAAAAAUUUUUAAAUUAUAUAUCCCAGCCUUUAUUGAAUUUUAACUGAAAAUUCCGAGCUUACCAGCCAGACAACUUGCCUCUCUCUGUGGCAAUGAAAAAUCCAGACCUGAUAGUUUCUAUAUAGAAUUUAUUAUACUAUUACUUCAUAAUAGUUAAUACUUUUUACUAUAACCAUGUCCGUCUACUUGAAAACACUUUUAGAAGACUAGAUAAAUAAGUUAUGAUAGACUCAAGAAAAGAACUUAAUCAUUCUACUCGAUUUCUUGACGCAGUGUUUAAUGUAUAAACAUAUGUGUUUAAAUUGAAUCAGACAUAUUACGUUUAAGAAUUUAAAAUUCGGUUAUGAUUAAAAUGACACACAUUAAACUUUAACUUAGCUUUGUCCAAAAAAACAACAAAAAAAAACAAGAAACAGUUGUUGAUACAUGAAUGUAUUCUAUAUUGUCUGCCCUUGUGUAGAGAAUACGUUUAUAUGUUAUAUAAUUAUGGUUUUAGAAUAAUGGUAUGUUUAUAUAUAUUCUCUAGAAUUUAAUUGUUGUAAUUUCGCAUUUAAUAUUUAAAGUAAAGAAAGAUAAAGGUUGUCAUUGCCGGAAGUGGUAUUGGAUGUAAGCACUCCACUACCUAUAAAAUGCUUCUUAAGACAUGCGUCUCAAAUAGCCUCUGACAACCAGUCCAACUCCUGGCCUUCACGUGUGGCUCAGAUAUUAUUCCGGCGGAACUAUUUUUACAAAAACAGAUGACGGGGCGAAGGCAAGUAACUGGUACCUAAACCAGUAAAGCUUCGGGCAGGAGGCGAUCGUUAGCAAUGGCUGGCUACCAUCCUAGGAGAAGCAGAAUUCAAACCUCUGUUGCCUUGCAUCUAUACCCAAUUAUGGGAAAGGCUUCGGGAGUCAACCCUGAGAAAAAAUCAGGAGCCGGCGACCCUUAGGUAGUUUGCAGCACUCAGAGCCACACCCUGGUAGAACCUGCAACGCCGCUGACGUUUAACUAUAUCGGCACUGCCGUUCCUUUGGAUACAUCAGCUGCGUGGAGGGGGGGAUGAUGUGUGUGCGUGACAUCGUUCCGACCACAGCUAAUGUCUAGGCAUUCAUCUCAUUCCCAUGAGAUGAUCCUUAGACUGAAGGAGGCCAUAUAUAUAUGUACGUUUUAAAAAGUUGAGUAUGAAUGUAUAUUUUAUUUGCUGUUGUAUACAUUGUUUGCUCUAAUUAUGUAUUGUUAUUUGUAAUGCACAAUUGUAAAACUCACGGAUAAUAAAGAUAAUUAUUAUUGUUAUGAUAUUUCAAACGAACUAAUAUUCAUUCUCUGGCACUGCAAGGGUCGAGCUUCCUUAGAGAGAAACACAAUUUAGUGUAGUCCCUUUAACAGGGAUCACUGAGAAAUUUCCUGGUACCAUGGAAGUUCUGCUGUAGUACCGCCAUCUGACAGGCAACGAGAAUAUCCUUUGGGAUGUUAAUGGCCUUGAAGUUAUCUGUGAGGUCAGUUGUCACUUUCCACUCAGUUAAUAUAGCAACAGGGUGUAUUGUUUUUUUUAGACAACUUCCAUAUAAACGCUUAAUCUCCAAGCGUAAGUUUCCAUUUUUUUUUGUUCCAUUUCAGUUUUUUUCAUUUUAUGUUAUAUAUAGUACGCGAAGACAAUGAUAGUAGCGUUUUUUUCUUUCCUUUUUGUUAAUAAAUAGUACAUCAGGUCAAAAUAGGCCUAUCCCAGUUUAAUAACCUCUUCUGGCGAGUAUUUGUAAUAAGUGUGUGUAUCUUUCUUGCUCAAGUCAUAUAUGGAAGCCCCUUGGCAAGUAUUCAGGAUCGUCUUAGAAAUGUGUACAGUUUAAUAUUAUUUUCACUAUUAUUUCAUAGUGCAUUGAGAAUUUUGUCAAAUAUUAUAUUCAAACUGUUUAAAGUUUUACUUAAUUUAUUAUUAAACGGCACAAUAUUUUUUUUCAUUUUAA
Biomphalaria glabrata is the source of this 6467-nucleotide messenger RNA. RefSeq names its product receptor-type tyrosine-protein phosphatase T-like. The transcript is spliced from 30 exons. Gene Ontology annotation, biological process: protein dephosphorylation. Gene Ontology annotation, molecular function: protein tyrosine phosphatase activity. The record is from RefSeq and is a predicted model, not a curated record. The coding region runs from base 111 to 4025 and encodes 1304 amino acids. NCBI's taxonomy places the organism in Eukaryota, Metazoa, Mollusca, Gastropoda, Planorbidae.